AUGCUCCGCUCAAUACCUCGAGCUCUCCCCCGCGUGGCCCGCCUCAACCAGGUCCGCCCCGCCGCGCUCGCCGCCUAUGUCGCCCAGCCCAAGGCUAUCCGCGCCUACGCCACCGAGGCCAAGGCUGUCGCUCCCUCGCCCAACGACGCCUUCGCCAACGGUGCCAACCAGUACUACAUUGAGGAGAUGUACCGCAACUGGAAGAACGACCCCAAGUCGGUUCACUCGUCGUGGAACGCUUACUUCUCGGGCCUUGACAAGGGCCUCCCCUCGUCGCAGGCUUUCCAGCCCCCUCCCGGCAUCUCGUCGACCCCCGGAGGCAACCCCACCAUCUCCCUUGACGGCCAGGGUGGUGAAUUGAACGACUACCUCAAGGUUCAGCUCCUCGUCCGUGCUUACCAGGUCCGUGGUCACCACAUCGCCAAGCUCGACCCCCUCGGCAUCAACGACGCCGACCUCGACGGCACCACCCCUCCCGAGCUUAAGCUCGAGUACUACGGCUGGACUGAGGCCGACCUCGACAAGAAGUUCAAGCUUGGCCCCGGCAUCCUCCCCCGUUUCGUUGGCUCCGUUCAGGGUGACGAGCUCACUCUUGGUGACAUCAUCAAGGAGCUCAAGCAGAUGUACUGCACCGACAUCGGCGUCCAGUACGUCCACAUCUCGGACCGCGGACAGUGCGACUGGAUCCGUGAGCGCGUCGAGGUCCCCACCCAGUGGAAGUACUCGACCGAGGAGAAGCGUAUGAUUCUCGACCGUACCAUCUGGUCGGAGCUCUUCGAGAAGUUCAUCGCCUCCAAGUACCCCAACGAGAAGCGUUUCGGUCUCGAGGGAUGCGAGUCGCUCAUCCCCGGUAUGAAGGCUCUUAUUGACUCUUCCGUCGAAAAGGGCGUCAAGUCGGUUGUCAUCGGUAUGCCCCACCGUGGUCGUCUCAACGUUCUCGGCAACGUUAUCCGCAAGCCCAUUGAGGCCAUCCUCAACGAGUUCGCCGGCAACAUGGACGGUGCCGACAACGGCGGUGGUGACGUCAAGUACCACCUUGGUGCCAACUACGUUCGCCCCACCCCCUCGGGCAAGAAGGUCUCGCUUUCGCUCGUUGCCAACCCCUCCCACCUCGAGGCUGAGGACCCCGUCGUUCUCGGCAAGACCCGUGCCAUCCAGCACUUCGAGGGUGACGAGGGCACCCACGACUCGGCCAUGGGCGUUCUCCUCCACGGUGACGCCGCGUUCGCCGGUCAGGGUGUCGUCUACGAGUCCAUGGGUCUCUCCCACCUCGCCAACUACGGCACCGGUGGUACCAUCCACAUUGUCGUCAACAACCAGAUCGGUUUCACCACUGACCCCCGCUUCUCGCGUUCGACCCCCUACCCCUCGGACAUUGCCAAGGCCAUUGACGCUCCCAUCUUCCACGUGAACGGUGACAACGUCGAGGCCGUCAACUUCGUGUGCAUGCUCGCUGCCGAGUGGCGCGCCACCUUCAAGAAGGACGUUGUCGUCGACAUUGUCUGUUACCGUCGCCACGGACACAACGAGACUGACCAGCCUUCGUUCACCCAGCCUCGCAUGUACAAGGCCAUCCAGAAGCAGCCUACCGUCCUGAGCAAGUACUCUGACCAGCUCAUCAAGGAGGGCACCUUCACCGCCAAGGAGAUUGAGGAGCACCGCCAGUGGGUCUGGGGCAUGCUCGAGAAGGCCUUCGACGCUUCCAAGGAGUACACCCCCUCGCCCCGUGAGUGGCUCUCGUCCUCGUGGGAGGGCUUCCCCUCGCCCGAGGAGCUCGCCAAGGAGGUUCUCCCUCACCACCCCACCGGUGUCUCCGAGGAGAAGCUUAAGGAGGCCGGCAAGGUCAUCUCGACUUUCCCCGAGGGCUUCACCCCCCACAAGAACCUUGCCCGUAUCAUUCAGAACCGUGGCAAGACUAUCGCCGAGGGCAAGGGCAUCGACUGGUCGACUGCCGAGGCUCUCGCCUUCGCCACCCUCUGCACUGAGGGCACUCACGUCCGUGUCUCCGGCCAGGACGUCGAGCGUGGUACCUUCUCGCAGCGUCACGCCGUCGUCCACGACCAGGAGAACGAGUCGACCUACACCUUCCUGAAGCACGUCUCCCCCGACCAGGGCUCCUUCACCGUCUCCAACUCGCACCUUUCCGAGUACGGCACCAUGGGCUUCGAGUUCGGCUACUCGCUCGUCUCCCCCAACUCUCUCACCAUGUGGGAGGCUCAGUUCGGUGACUUCGCCAACAACGCCCAGUGUAUCAUUGACCAGUUCCUCGCCUCUGGUGAGCGCAAGUGGUUCCAGCGCACCGGUCUCGUCGUUUCGCUUCCCCACGGUUACGACGGUCAGGGUCCCGAGCACUCGUCUGGUCGUCUCGAGCGCUUCCUCCAGCUCUGUGACGACGACCCUCGUGUCUUCCCCACCCCCGAGCAGAUGGAGCGCCAGCACCAGGACUGCAACAUGCAGAUCGUCUACCCCACGACCCCUGCCAACUACUUCCACGUCCUCCGUCGCCAGCAGCACCGUGACUUCCGCAAGCCCCUGGUUGUCUUCUUCUCAAAGAACCUCCUCCGUCACCCGCUCGCUAAGUCUGACCUCUCCGAGUUCACUGGCGACUCCGUCUUCCAGCGCUACCUCCCUGAGCACGCGCCGGAAUCGCUCGUUGAGCCCGAGAAGGUUCGCCGUGUCGUCCUUUGUUCCGGUCAGGUCUGGACCCAGCUCGUCACUGAGCGUGAGAAGCGCGGUAUCAAGGACGUCGCCAUCGUUCGUCUGGAGCAGAUCAGCCCUGUUCCUUAUUCCGCCAUCGUCGAAGACCUCGACCGCUACAAGAACGCGGACAUUAUGUGGUGCCAGGAGGAGCCGCUGAACAACGGUGCCUGGUCCUACAUUGGUCCCCGUCUGGAGCUUGCUCUUGACCACACUCAGAACCACAAGGGCAAGCGCGUUGGUUACUCUGGCCGUGGCCCCUCUGCCUCUGUCGCUACCGGAUCGAAGGUUGCGCACAAGCGUGAGGUCGAGGCCAUCGCCAACGACGCUCUUGCCGCGUGA
Molecule: messenger RNA, 3039 nt
Organism: Trichosporon asahii var. asahii CBS 2479
Lineage: Eukaryota; Fungi; Basidiomycota; Tremellomycetes; Trichosporonales; Trichosporonaceae
Product: oxoglutarate dehydrogenase (succinyl-transferring)
Exons: 2
Coding region: 1-3039 (1012 amino acids)
Biological process (GO): tricarboxylic acid cycle
Cellular component (GO): oxoglutarate dehydrogenase complex; mitochondrion
Molecular function (GO): thiamine pyrophosphate binding; oxoglutarate dehydrogenase (succinyl-transferring) activity
Source: RefSeq, a predicted model, not a curated record